Messenger RNA from Funneliformis geosporum, 576 nucleotides. NCBI's taxonomy places the organism in Eukaryota, Fungi, Glomeromycota, Glomeromycetes, Glomerales, Glomeraceae. The record is from the annotation of a GenBank genome assembly.
AUGUCACAAAAUCAAUCUAAUGAAACACCUGAAACACCUAAACGUGGUUUUUCAAUGUCCUUUCAAUCAAGCAAAACAAAGAUCGUAGGAAGUAAAACAUUUAUAAAGAAACGUAGACUAACAGACGAUCAAGAAGAAACCGAACAGAAAUCAAAGGUUGAAUACAUUACUGUGUUUGAAGAUAUAAAAUCCAAAGGUCUCAAUUCCAAGAGAAAAGGAUCGAAUCGAUCAAAUUCAUCCAAACAAGAUACAAAGAAUAAAAAAGAUUCUGAAGACAUAGCUCCGGAAUUCUUGACAAAUAAUUCGGGGUUAUCUUUUGGUUUAAAUGUUAUGAAGAAACCUACCAAGGAUCCGAAUGAAAAGCGAGAGAGCAUAUUGGAAAAGAUUAAAGAUUUUAAGUAUAAUCAACAGGAAGAGCAACUGGAAGAUAAACAAGAUACCGAUAGCAUAUCGAAUGAAAAGGUUGAAUCUGAAAAGUCAUUAAAAGAACAAGCUUUUGAAGCACUUUUAAAAAAACUCGAAAAGGAGGAGACUCCGGAGGAAAGAGUAGAAAGAAAGUCAUCAUUUAAGGUCUAG